Messenger RNA from Ipomoea triloba (trilobed morning glory), 1904 nucleotides. RefSeq names its product protein WVD2-like 7. The coding region runs from base 117 to 1637 and encodes 506 amino acids. Lineage: Eukaryota; Viridiplantae; Streptophyta; Magnoliopsida; Solanales; Convolvulaceae. The record is from RefSeq and is a predicted model, not a curated record. The transcript has 9 exons.
GUCCUGUGUUUUUGGUUUUAAUAUAAGAUUUCCAGAGAUUACGUGUUCUUCAUCUACAGUUCCAGUUUCUUGAGAAGGCUACAUCACUCUCUCUUCCCUGCUGUCUGGGGACAACAAUGGCAGAUUCGGCUUGUCUUAUGCACGCUUUCUCUUAUGCAUCUGCAGUGCCCAAUGAAGCCAAACAGGGAAAUCCUAUGCACGCUUUAGGGGAGUCCAUUUCUUUUGGGAGGUUUAUGUCUGAGUCUUUAGCUUGGGAGAAAUGGUCCACCUUUUCUCACAACAAGUAUGUUGAAGAGGCUGAGAGGUAUGCUCGGCCUGGGUCUGUUGCCCAGAAGAAAGCUUUCUUUGAAGCUCAUUACAAGAGAAUUGCUGCCAAGAAAGCUGCUGCCUUGCUUGAACAAGCAAAUGAGGAUUCCAGUGAAAGCAUUAACCAUGAUAUUAAUAGCAAGGAAGACCCUCCCAUAAUCAACGGUGAUGAUGAACACAGCUCUGUUACAGUUGCUGCUGGUGAUGAUGAAGACUGUAAACCUGAAACUGAAGAGGUUAAUCUGAAUCUGAAGGCUCUUCCUCGUGUGGAGGCUCAAGAAACAGUUUCUGGAUCAGAGCUCAGUGAAACACCUCAAAUGGAGAGACCUUUGUUAAAGAAUUCUUGUUCCACCAAGGAGGAAGAUGAGGAUGAAGUUUCAUCAGCUCCUCCACCUCCUCCUCCUAUCAAGAAAAGAUCAGCUCUUUCUUCACUCAAGUCAUCAAUUCAUGGCAAAACACCCAGAAUUCCAUCAACUCCUGCCAUGCCCUAUACCUACCCUCAUCUCAACAAAGAAAACAUUAUCACUCCAAUAGCUCCAAUCAUGAAAAGUUAUGGAGCAGUCUCCAUUGGUGUAAUGAAACCAACUUCAAAAUCUCUUAGCUCCUUGUUAAAUCUCACUCCAGCUAAAGACCCCGAUACUGCGCCUCCACUUGCCAAGGAGACUUCUCAGGUUGCUCCUAUUUCUACUAAGGCAGCUAAGAAUUGUCCAACACCUCUCAUGACUCCUAUGGCAACUUCAAAUGGUUUAUCAAAGCUUUAUUCAGCUACCCCAGCUUCAGAAAAUGGAAGGACAAAAACACCAGUUAAUCCCAUACCUUCAGGAAGUAAAACAUCUGGCCCAAAAUGGCACCUCUUAACAUCAGUUUGCUCCAAGUCUUUAACUGCCUGCCGGAAUAAACUGCAAUCCCCUAAUUUAUCAACAACCCCUUUUCGCCUGAGAACUGAAGAAAGAGCUGCAAGAAGGAAACAAAAACUGGAAGAGAAAUUCAAUGCCAAGGAGGAGGUACAGAAGGUUCAGCUGCAAACCAAAUUAAAGGAGAAAGCAGGAACAGAGCUGAGAAAACUUGGACGAAGCCUUUGUUUCAAAGCCCGCCCUCUUCCUGAUUUUUAUAAGGAAAGAGAAACAACAAAGAAUCAAAGCGCAAAAGAGAACCCAGUGAUACAUCCUCAGCCACUGAAACUCGGAAAAAAGAGCUCUUCUUCCAGCAGAAUGCCAGGCACAGUUUCAUCAUUGACAAAGAGUAGUGGAGCUUCCAAGAAUGCUGCCAAGACAAACGACAAAAGACCAACUGUUUCUGUUUCUGUUACUUCACCACGGUCAAUAGCGUGAACAAUUUCACAUGAGAAUACAUACCUAGCUACUACAUCUCCAAGCUGAUCGAGCUGUUAUAAUAUAUACUGCAAUGCUGACUUGUUGCAGAUCAGAACUGGAUAAUCUCUUAUUUAAUUAUAUUGUUAAAAUAGAAGUAGCCAGCCACCUUAAUUAAUAUUGUGUCUGAAUUGAAUGCUUAUUUGCCAUCGAUUCUUGUCUUGUAUAUCACUGGCAUUGUAUUAGAAGAAGAUCAAUGUACAAACUGAAAGAACUUUUAUUCUUGGA